AUGUUGAGACGACGUAUCACACAGUUUAGACGAGCGCAACCUGAGUCUGACAAGGUUCUAGGCCCUUCGUUCUGGGAUGAGUACGUCUCGUUCCUUACCAAAGCAGAUUACAAGCAAAUGACUGGUGAUCCGAUCCUCCCCCACAGCAAGAAAUACAGCUCCAGUUCCAAUGCCGUCAAAUUGCUUGAAUCGUAUUUUGAACAGUUGAACUUGGACAUACCGUCAGUGCAAGCAUUGAUAGCGUUACUCAAGUCUCCGUUCACCCAAGGUGACGUUAGCAAGGCAUUCGUGCUAGGUCGGUUCUUCCAGUUGAGCGAACAGGGAUUCUUUGUUACCAUUGAAGGUAGAGAUAAGUUCGGAUGUGCUAUUCAGUUCCAAGGAUCAGAGAACUGGGAAAAUGUCAUGUGCUAUUUGGAUGCCACUAUGUUUGCCAUGUUUGCUAAUCUUGAUAGUUUUGAACAGAUGCUCUUUGUCUCCAACUUGCAUCCUCAAGCCAGUGAUGUCCAUCAAUUGAGUGUAUUGCUUCGGAUGUAUGUCAACCUUAUCCGAUCCGGUAAUUUGGUCACUACGGAUAUUACUGUCGGUAUUUGCAACGUGUUAUUCCGGUUAGGGUUCACAGAAGCCUUAUCUCAUCGUCAACAGGAUGCUGCUUCGUUGUUUGAGUUUUUAACAGAGGUGUUGUUGAUGCCCAUGCUUACAUUUAAAGUUGAUAUUAAACAUCCCGGGAAGUUUAAUAAGGAAGACGAUCAGAAGUUUACAAAGGAACGAAUAUUGUUUGUGUCGUUGCCUGAGGAGGCAGAGGCAGAGGCAGAGGUAGAAGCAACGGCAAAGGCAGCAGCUUCAGUCUCAACGUCAUCAUCAUCACUGCCAGACACUACAGCAUCAGCUUCGGCUACAACUUCAGCCUCGGAUGAUGGAGUUCUUCUAGAAGAAUGUCUUGAACUGUACUUUAACAAUUCCAUUGUGGUUAAACGGGAAUUAGAAAGGAGAUUAACUUUGGAUACGUUACGUGAAACUCCGGGGCUAGUUACCCACAACGGAGAGAAUGCUGAUAAUUCCUCUGAAGCUUCUUCUCCAUUAACACAAUCGUUACAUAGAGAUAGAAAGAGCAGCAACCCCCGGUAUACCUUGAGAACAAGAUCUUCAACUCUUUCGAUCUGGUCUUUAAAUGAAAUUGAUUCCGUAGGUGGAGAAGGAGGAGGAGGGAGAAAUAAUUCUACUACUACUACUUCUUCUACUACGCAUCAUGGUCCUCCAAAUCUGCCAAAAGAAGUUAGUUUACCAGCUUGGAUGUUUCUUAAAUUAUUACCAUUCUAUACGGAUGUCGAUGAUUCAGCAGCUGCAAAUGUCAAGGAGUUUGCAAAUAGAAGGCCAAUUCUUCCUAUUUGUCUUAAGAACUAUUCCUUUGAUAGUGCUGAUGGUAGUUCCAAGAAAUCAAACAAAAGAGUCAUAAUACCUCCAAUAAUUUUAUUACCUCAGUUUGUUGCUGAUGAUCCCAAUGAACAGAGACUUCCAGAUAACUUCAGAUUGAUCCUAGAGAGUGCUGUGUUCCAUAAAGGAGUUUCGAUCCAUUCAGGCCAUUUUGUUUCGGCUAUACGGAAGAAUAAUAGGGAAACACUUGUUAAUGAUGAAGAAGCUUCUAAUGCUCCAUGGUUGUUAUACGACGACAUGAAGAAGAAUGGCCGUGUGGUGGAGAAGACUUUUGAUGAGAUCUUUGAAAAGGAAUGGCCCUAUUUGUUAUUCUAUCGUUUGGUAUCCGAUAACGACGGAGAAGUGAAACCUUCUACAGCUGUUCGUGAUGCUGAUGGGUUUAAGGAACUGUAUUGGAAUCCAGCAGCAGCUACUAAUACUAAUGAUGAAUACCAUCAACUUCCACCACCCAUGACCUCUGCAUUCUUGAACACUUCAUUAUCACCAAUCUUAUCAGCAAGCAAUUCACCUCAACUCUCAUCGUCUGAAGUUGGAGAAGAAUUUAGUAAUUUGUCUCUAAACAAGGAACUUUCAGGUAGUUCCUCCGUCCCACUCCCGGAUAUUCCUCCUACGGACCCUUCAUUUAUUGAUAUAAGAGACAAAUACUAUUGGUAUGUCACAGAUGAGAAUAGAAACUAUGUUAGAGAGUUGAAACCCGAGAAGAACAAACGAGAACCCAGUUUUAGUAUCCCUCGACGGAACUCAAGGUGGAGUCAAGAUUCCUCCAUCGAUGACGAUGCAGUUUCAAGCACAAGAAGUGGUGGGUUCGCUUAUAAUGUUCUAACGAAUACUUCACUGAAUGGUCGUUCCAUACCCAUCGAUGACCGGGCAACGUCUCCUAAAACAGUGGAAUACAGCCCAGACGAGAUCGAUAAUAAGUUAGGGAAAGCUGGUGUUGUACCCAGUGAAGGUGGAUCACUCAAGAGUAACAUAUCUUCACCUGCUCUUAAUGAGGUUGCAGUUGAAGGAAGUAGUAUUAAAUUUUCCCUGGGAAGUGCCGAAGAAAUUGUGUCAGAUCAAGGCACCAGUGGUCAACCACAGCCACACAAGCAUCAUCACCAUCAUCAUCAUCACUUUACCCAUGCUAAAAGCACAUCAAAGAAACGAAACCAAUACAAGAAGGAGAAAUGUAUUAUUGUGUGA
Messenger RNA from Lizanozyma spartinae, 2613 nucleotides. RefSeq lists its product as uncharacterized. Gene Ontology annotation, biological process: protein deubiquitination. Gene Ontology annotation, molecular function: cysteine-type deubiquitinase activity; cysteine-type endopeptidase activity. The transcript has a single exon. Bases 1 to 2613 code for a protein of 870 amino acids. The record is from RefSeq and is a predicted model, not a curated record. Gene Ontology annotation, cellular component: cytosol; nucleus. NCBI's taxonomy places the organism in Eukaryota, Fungi, Ascomycota, Pichiomycetes, Serinales, Debaryomycetaceae.